AUGAUUGCCGGUCGCACCAGCAUCGCUCUGGCCGGCUCACGACGCCUCCUUGCGUCCAGCACAACAGCCAGGAGAAGCGUCGCCACCUUCACGCGCUCCUACCCGGCCUUCCCGCCUUCCUCCUCAGCCGAUGCUGUCCAGCGACCGACCUUCUUCCAGCAAUCGUUUCAUCCGUCUAUUGCCGCUUCGAUCUACGUCAACUCCACUCAAGCUGAGUCGCGGAGAUGGGCGCCGCUCCUCGCAGCAGCGGCGCUGGCAGGCAUCGUGACCGUCUACAACCUCUCUUCGCCGGUCCACCUGGACGCUGCACCUCCGACCGCCUCUAAUCUUCCCUCGCCCCCCGCGGACGCUUCUACCCAAGUCCUCGACCCAGAUACCGGACUCUCUUUCUCCCAGUACCUCGCCACACCCGCCACGCUGUCCUCGACCACAGCUGCGCCACGCCUGAAACUGGCAGGUCUAGGCGUCCGCACCGUGUCCUUCCUCUCGGUCCGCGUCUACGUUGCUGCGCUCUACAUCGACGAGUCCCAUCCUUCACCGCCCAUGCCAGCGUCAGGGAGCCUGGAAGAGCACAUGAGGACCUUGCUCGAUGCAGGCGUGCCCGUCAUCAUCCGCAUCGUCCCCGUGAGAAAUACCGACUUCAACCACCUUCGGGACGGCUUUGUGCGUGCGUUGCAGGCGAGACUCAAGAAGGCGCUCAAGUCGGAGAGCGUACCGAGGGAGGUAGAAGUGCAGUUCGAGGAGGAUAUCCGUGGUGUCAAGGAGAGCAUGCCUAAGGGAAGCGUGCCCAAAGGAAGCGCGUUGGAUGUGGUCAUCGCGCCAAUGGAGAAAGGCAAGCCAUCAAGGAUGGGAUUGACGUUCGAGUAUGAGGGUCAGACGUAUGGGGGCAAAGUGGAGUCGAAUGUGGCAAAGCUAGAGGACAAGUACCAGGGCUUCACGGUGGGCAGGGAGCUCGUGCUCGCGUACUUUGCGGACAAAGGCGAGAUCAGUCCCAAGUUCAAGCGGUCGGUGGAGCAGGGGUUGCUGGGGUCACAGCCUGAGGCGUGA
Messenger RNA from Kalmanozyma brasiliensis GHG001, 1047 nucleotides. RefSeq names its product Chalcone isomerase. Gene Ontology annotation, molecular function: intramolecular lyase activity. The transcript has a single exon. The record is from RefSeq and is a predicted model, not a curated record. NCBI's taxonomy places the organism in Eukaryota, Fungi, Basidiomycota, Ustilaginomycetes, Ustilaginales. Bases 1 to 1047 code for a protein of 348 amino acids.